Aspergillus clavatus NRRL 1 is the source of this 1353-nucleotide messenger RNA. RefSeq names its product tubulin/FtsZ family GTPase domain-containing protein. Gene Ontology annotation, biological process: mitotic cell cycle; microtubule cytoskeleton organization. Bases 1 to 1353 code for a protein of 450 amino acids. The record is from RefSeq and is a predicted model, not a curated record. Gene Ontology annotation, molecular function: GTPase activity; GTP binding; structural constituent of cytoskeleton. Gene Ontology annotation, cellular component: cytoplasm; microtubule. Lineage: Eukaryota; Fungi; Ascomycota; Eurotiomycetes; Eurotiales; Aspergillaceae. The transcript is spliced from 7 exons.
AUGCGUGAGAUCGUUCAUCUUCAAACCGGCCAGUGUGGUAACCAAGUUGGUGCCGCCUUUUGGCAAACCAUCUCAAAUGAACAUGGACUCGAUGGAUCCGGCAUGUACCAUGGCGAGUCUGAUCUCCAGCUGGAGCGGAUGAAUGUCUAUUUCAAUGAGGUCGCCAGCUCCAAAUACGUCCCCCGAGCGGUCCUUAUCGACUUGGAACCGGGCACUAUGGAUGCCAUCCGCGCCGGCCCCAUGGGCUCCCUGUUCCGGCCCGAUAAUUUUAUCUUCGGGCAGUCCGGUGCGGGAAACAACUGGGCCAAGGGUCAUUACACCGAGGGCGCAGAGCUGGUGGAUCAGGUUGUGGAUGUUGUGCGUCGUGAGGCCGAGAGCUGCGAUUAUCUGCAGGGAUUCCAGAUCACCCAUUCUCUGGGUGGUGGUACGGGGGCGGGCAUGGGCACGCUUUUGAUCUCCAAGAUCCGCGAGGAGUUUCCUGAUCGGAUGAUGGCGACGUUCUCUGUGAUGCCGUCUCCCAAGGUCUCUGAUACCGUAGUCGAGCCGUAUAAUGCGACGCUCUCGGUCCACCAAUUGGUCGAGCAUGCGGAUGAGACGUUCUGUCUUGACAAUGAGGCACUCUAUGAUAUCUGCAUGCGCACGCUCAAGCUAUCUGCGCCCUCCUACGGCGAUCUGAACCACCUGGUUUCGGCCGUCAUGUCUGGCAUCACGGUCAGCUUCCGCUUCCCCGGCCAGUUGAAUUCCGACCUGCGAAAGCUGGCCGUCAACAUGAUCCCCUUUCCCCGGCUGCAUUUCUUCAUGGUGGGCUUUGCUCCAUUGACCAGUCGGGGGGCCCAAUCGUUCCGCGCGGUGUCGGUCCCCGACCUCACACAGCAGAUGUUUGAUGCAAGGAAUAUGAUGACGGCGUGCAACUUCCAGAACGGCCGCUUCCUGACAUGCUCGACUCUCUUCCGGGGCAAGGUCUCGAUGAAAGAAGUCGACGAUCAGAUGCUCAACAUGCACAAGAAGAACUCUGGAUACUUUGUGGAGUGGAUCCCGAGCAACGUCCAAACCGCAUUCUGUUCCGUGCCACCAAAGGGUCUGAAAAUGUCGGCGACUUUUGUCGGAAAUUCCACAUCCGUCCAGGAGCUCUUCCAGCGGGUCAGCACGCAGUUCACGGCCAUGUUCCGCCGCAAGGCGUUCUUGCAUUGGUAUACCGGCGAGGGCAUGGAUGAGAUGGAGUUCACCGAGGCGGAAAGUAACAUGAAUGACUUGAUGUCGGAGUAUCAGCAAUACCAGGAUGCCAGUCUUUCUGACGGAGAGAUGCAGCACUAUGCUGAGGAGGAGGUUUUCGAGCCUGGGGAGCAGUCUUAG